Molecule: messenger RNA, 1449 nt
Organism: Eruca vesicaria subsp. sativa (arugula)
Lineage: Eukaryota; Viridiplantae; Streptophyta; Magnoliopsida; Brassicales; Brassicaceae
Source: the annotation of a GenBank genome assembly
AUGUUUGGUGAAGUUAUGUCGAUCGUUGUGGACGUCAAUACGAGCACUCAAGAUGAAAAUAUCUACGAGAAACUAAAGAAGGCGGCUCAAGAUGGGGAUAUAGAAAGACUCUACGAAUUGAUAGCAGAAGAUCCUAACAUUCUAUGUCACUUUGAUAAGAUGUCGUUUUGUGAGACGCCACUUCACAUUGCAGCUGAAAAAGGGCAAACUCAUUUUGCCAUGGAGUUAAUGACACUUAAGCCGUCGCUUGCUUCAAAGUUAGACCUGUCAGGUUUCAGUCCACUACAUUUAGCCCUGCAAAACAACCACAUCCGUAUGGUGAGAGCGUUUGUGGCAAUCGAAAGCAGCUUAGUCAGCAUCAAGGGAAGAGGAAGAAUUACUCCUUUGCAUCAUGUGGCUCGGACAGGGGAUGCAGAGUUGUUGAGUGAGUUCUUGUUAGCCUGUCCUUCUUCCAUAGAAGAUUUGACGAUUGGGUGUGAGACAGCUGUGCACAUUGCUGUGAAGAACAACCAGUUGAUGGCGUUUAAGGUUCUAUUGGGAUGGGUCAAGAGAGUAAACAAAGAGGAAAUUCUGGACUGGAAAGAUGAAGAUGGUAACACAGUCUUCCAUAUUUCUGCAUUGAUAAAUCAGACUGAGGUAAUGAAGUUGCUGCGUAGAACUGUUAAAGUAAAAGCCAAGAACUUGGAUGGGAAAACCGCAAUGGACAUACUCCAAACUCACCAAUCUCCUUAUUUCCCUGAAGCAAGAAGACUUCUCCACAGUGUUAAAGAAAGAUUACUUUGUUCUUCCACAACGACUCUGGCAGGAUACUUGAGCAAAAAUCUAUCGUUUGUUGAAAAACGAAACAAACUCUUGGGGCUGAGCAUCUUGAGCUUGACUAGUGAUAGAUCUGUAAACAAUAGCGAUCGACGGGAUGCAAUACUGGUGGUGGCUAUAUUGAUAGUAACAGAAACAUACCAGGCCGGUCUCAGUCCUCCUGGGGGAUUUUGGCAAGAUAAUUCCUUCAAGAACGGCGAAUAUCACUUUGCUGGGGAGAUGACUAUGUGGUCAGUAGAUGCCGUUUUUUUUAUUGGUCUUAACAUGUUUGCCUUCGUAUCAUCUCUAUAUGUGAUCAUUGUCCUCAUAAUUGGACUCCCCAUGUGGAAGCUAAUCUAUGCUUCAACGGCUGCUUUAAGUAUCGCUAUGUUAGCAUCAUACUUCACUAUACUACCAACGUAUGGUGGCAAAUUCCAACUCAUAUCAAAGGAGGUCUUCGCCUACGCAUUCCCAUUGAUCAUUGGAACCAUGCUGUUUGCUACUUUCACGGCUUACAUUGUUGAUAAACGUCGCAUGUACAAAGUGGACUUCCCGGCUAGCUGCUUCAGCAUAUCUGAUCCAGCGCAUCCUGGUUAUCUUUUACUAUUUAGUGGGAUUUGUGUUACUCUUGUUACUCUUUAUUUACGUUUUUAA